CUCUCUCUCUCAUCGUCCACAAUGACUUGGUGUUUUCUAUACUCUAUUAUUUGUCGCUUUUUGAAACCGCUUUCCCUUCUUUAUAGUCAAAUCAUGUACAUACACGAACGGACUAACUGUAUACACCACCUCAACUCAAAAAGCUACAAACACCCCAUCGCGCGUUCAGACGCGGUGGCAAACACUUUAAUCAUUACAUAUAUAUAA
Molecule: messenger RNA, 207 nt
Organism: Periconia digitata
Lineage: Eukaryota; Fungi; Ascomycota; Dothideomycetes; Pleosporales; Periconiaceae
Source: the annotation of a GenBank genome assembly